Molecule: messenger RNA, 498 nt
Organism: Closterium sp. Yama58-4
Lineage: Eukaryota; Viridiplantae; Streptophyta; Zygnematophyceae; Desmidiales; Closteriaceae
Source: the annotation of a GenBank genome assembly
AUGGGAGGAGGGGCGGCACAUAUGGCAGGAGGGGCAGCGGAUGUGGUAGGAGGGGUGACAGAUGUGGCAAAAGGGGCGGCACCAGUGGAAGGAGGAGCGGCGGAUGUGGCGGGAGGGGCGGCGAAUGCAGCAGGAGGGGUGGUGGUUGUGGCAGGAGGGGCGGCGGCUGUGGCAGAGGGGGCGGCGGCUGUGGCAGGGGGGGCGGCGGCUGUGGCAGGGGGGGCGGCGGCUGUGGCAGGGGGGGCGGCGGCUGUGGCAGGGGGGGCGGCGGCUGUGGCAGGGGGGGCGGCGGCUGUGGCAGGGGGGGCGGCGGCUGUGGCAGGAGGGGCGGCGGCUGUGGCAGGAGGGGCAGCGGCUGUGGCAGGAGGGGCGAUGGUUGUGGCAUAUGGGGCGGCGACUCUGGCAGGAGGGGCGGCAGAUGGGCCAGAAGGGGCGGCGGAUGUGGCAGUAGGGACGACGGGUGUAGCAGAAGGGGUGGCGAAACGAAACAGAGAAUGA